AAUAAAGUUCAAAGUGAAGUUCAAGCCUGCUUCUCUCUCUAUCUGAUGAUCAUGGUGUUGAAACCAAACCAAGCAGCACUGCUCUUCACUCAGCUAUUAGUGGUGUGGCAUGUCUUUGCAGAGUUUGUUGAGAAAGGACACAGAGGUGUGAUGGUGAUCACAGGAGAUUCUGUGACCCUGACUUGCAACAUAUCUGAGGAAAAUGCAACACAAAUCUCCUGGACCAACGGCAGAUCUGUUUUUCAACAUUCAAUUGUGCUGAAUCGCACCUUUUCAAAUUUCUCAUUUUACAAACUGAAAAUAAACCAUCAGUUACCUCCAGAGAUAACUGUUUUUAGUGCUCAGCCUGAGGAUGAAGGACUUUAUACAUGUACCAUAUCUGGCAAAGAUGGCCUACACAGCAUUACGUGGAAUUUAACUGUGUCUGAGAAGCCCAAAAAAUCCAUUUCAAAGUAUUUUCUAUCCAUACUAUCACCUGCAAUUGGAUUCAUUCUAUGUGGCAUCAUGUUGGCUGUUUUCCUCUGCAGAAAAGGUAUGACGAGGACACUGAAUCAGGAUCUAGUCGAGGAUCAAUUUCCUCCUGAGUCAGAAGAGAAAAAGCCGGACCAGGUGCCUGAAAAAGGACCUUUACAAGAACAGGACCUUGACUUGUGUCCAGUAUCAUGUGCAUCAUGUUCAGCUUGGAGGAAAGAUGGCCUCUUCACAACUCCAAAGUUUUGCAGUGUACAUGACAGGCAGCACUUGAAGAGACUCAGCUCAUUCUGUGGACUUUACAAGAAGAAAGUUCUGAAAAAAGCUAAAUGAAAAACGAGAAACAGUUUAAAUGGAGAGUACAAGGACACACUGGUUUGCACAUAAAAUAAUAAUAAAAACCUUUCAUAGUUUUCUCUGUAAUUCUUGCACUGAAAAAACAGUGUUACUAAUUUAUUUUAAACUUCACUGGACCAUUGUGUGUGACUAUAACAUUGUGUGUAAACAAUAUGUUAUUAUCAUUAUUAUUAUUGUUGUUGUUUUUUCUAAGGACUUGGGACAUGUACCAAAGGGGAAAAAAAGUUAUUGUAUGAGUAUCACUUCUGAAUCUCUAAAUUGUAGUUUACUAUCUGAUAAUAUUAUGACAAUAUAUUCUCUGCAGACUCAUCAGAUUCUUUGUCCUGAUCAGGAGGAGUUUCACCUACAUGGCCAGUAUAACAGUUUUUGCCUAACUCAGGUUCCAUUCACAUUAUAUUGUGCAUCUUCCAGUGAAGUGCUGUUUAUUUAUGGACACCUCUGGACAAAACUUGUGCUUUGACAGCCAUCAGUUUCUAUAUCUACAGUUAACAUCUGAAGAUUUGGAAUUUUUUGUUGUUUACCAUCAAGAUAAUCUCUGUUGUACAAAUCAGCUCCAUGACACAAGGUUCACCUCUUCCCUAUGAUGAAAUAAUAGCAUUUAAACAGCUGUAUAAGCUACUGAAAGGUUUCACAACUUUGCAUCUAUCAUUUUUCUGUAAAUGCAUGACCUUUUUUGCCUUUAUUUUUAAUAUUACAGCUGAUUUUUUAAAUUCAAAAUCACCACCAAAUGUAGCUGGUAAUAUUGGCAUCUACUGUAGAUCUGGAGGUGAAGUUGAUCCUACCACUUCCUCACUUCUAAUUCGUUUCUAUUGUUAUAAGUUGUGCCAGUAAUAUUAACACAUAGUAACAGGUAACAGAUGUACUACCUGACAGGGAAAAGUAGCAAAGAUUUCUCUAUGUACAAUAUAGAUAACCUGUUCCAGGCUUAUCUGUGCAAAAACCGAUGACUCUAAAGAUACUGAAACAUGUCAUAUAGGAAUUGCCUUUUGCAAUACCAAAGUUAAAAAUAACUGAACUGCAAAGGAUGUCAGCAUAACUGUGAUUAUAAUGGAACUACAGUGAACUCAGAUCAGUUUGAGGCAGUGUAGUAAGAAAAAUAUUGAGAGAGGGAAAACGUAACAUAUUUUAUAUAGUGAGGAGGAGCUUGCACACCCCAGCUUUCUGUAGCUAGGGUGUGCAAGAUGUACAUUUCAAUGCAAGGCCUUAACAGUGGUGGCACAACAGCACUUUGGAUGUUUUUUGGAUCAAUUCUGCAUAAAAUGUAGUUUUGAAAGAGGAGGUUUUUGCAUAUUUCAGUUCAGUAGUAUCAGUCUUUGUAUCAUCAUUAUUAUCAUUAUAUCAUGUCCCCUUUAAGACUAUGAAUUUGAUUGUAUUAUGUUAAAAAUACUCCUAUAUUGCCACUCUGGUGUAUAUUU
Messenger RNA from Oreochromis niloticus (Nile tilapia), 2243 nucleotides. RefSeq lists its product as uncharacterized. The record is from RefSeq and is a predicted model, not a curated record. NCBI's taxonomy places the organism in Eukaryota, Metazoa, Chordata, Actinopteri, Cichliformes, Cichlidae. The transcript has 7 exons. Bases 46 to 804 code for a protein of 252 amino acids.